GAGGGCGCCGGCGUGCGGCCGGGGCUGGUGCCUGCUUGGCCGCGCGGGCGGCUAGUCCUCGCUGUUCGGGAGUCGGUCGCGGCUCCGGGAGACAUCCAUUGAGAGCUUGCUGUGUGCGCUGGACGGUUGAUGUCAAAUGAUGGCACCCACUUUGGGAGGCAGCGAUGACAUUCUGCUGCCAGACUUCCCCAGAGGGCCCCUCCAGGCCUACCGUGCAAGAGCGUCCUUCAGCUGGAAGGAGCUGCUGCUGUUCCUGGAGGGCGAGGACAUGCUCCGCUUCAAGAAAGCCAUUUUCACAGCUUUGGAGAACGACCCUCUCUUCGCCCGUUCCCAUGGAGCCGACCUGUCCAUGGAAAAGUACCGCGAGCUGAACUUCCUUCGAUGCAAGCGGAUCUUCGAGUAUGAUUUCCUCACCGCAGAAGAAAUGCUCAAGAGCCCCCUGAAAGUGUCAGUGCUGAUUCACUGCUUGGGAAUGUAUGACUGGUCCCUGGCCGCCAAAUACCUCCUGCACAUAUUGACAUUUGGAUCAGCAAUUUACAGCUCUGGUUCAGAAAGACAUUUCAAAUAUAUUCAGAAGAUCUUCAAUAUGGAAAUUUUUGGAUGUUUUGCUCUGACCGAAGUAAGUCAUGGGAGUAAUACCAAGGCCAUUCGAACGACCGCUCACUACGAUCCCGCUACCGAGGAAUUCAUCAUACACUCCCCUGAUUUCGAAGCUGCCAAAUUCUGGGUUGGCAACAUGGGCAAGACAGCUACCCACGCUGUGGUGUUUGCUCAGCUGCACACACCCGGGGGCCAGCAUCACGGGCUGCACUCCUUUGUCGUGCAGAUUCGGGACCCAAAGACCCUUCUUGCCAUGCCAGGGGUGAUGGUUGGCGACAUAGGGAAGAAGCUUGGGCAGAACGGCUUGGAUAAUGGAUUCGCCAUGUUCCACAAGGUUCGAAUUCCUCGCCAGAACCUCCUGAACCGAACUGGAGAUGUCACCCCUGAGGGCACCUACGUCACCCCCUUUAAGGAUGCCAGGCAGCGCUUCGGAGCUUCCCUGAGCAACUUGUCCUUUGGGCGGGUCUCCAUCAUGGGCAUGUCCAUCGUUAACUUAAAACUGGCCGUAUCCAUAGCGCUGCGUUUCUCAGCCACUCGGCGCCAGUUUGGACCCACAGACAAGGAGGAGAUACCGGUGCUUGAGUAUCAAAUGCAGCAGUGGCGCUUGCUUCCUUAUCUGGCGGCUGCGUACGCCUUAGACCACUUCUCCAAAUCACUCUUCCUGGACCUGGUGGAGCUUCAGCAGGGCCUUCUGGGGGGAGGCCAUGGUGCCAGACAGGCAGAGCUCGGACGUGAAAUCCAUGCCCUGGCAUCGGCUGGCAAGCCCCUGGCCUCGUGGACCGCCCAGCAAGGAAUCCAGGAGUGCCGGGAGGCGUGUGGAGGACACGGCUACCUGGCCAUGAACCGGUUGGGUGACCUCAGAAAUGACAACGAUCCAAACUGCACAUACGAAGGUGACAACAAUGUCCUGCUGCAGCAGACCAGCAACUAUUUGCUGGGCCUCCUGGCACGCCGGGUCCAAGAUGGAGCGUGCUUUGAAAGCCCCCUGAAGACUGUGGACUUUCUGGAAGCCUAUCCUGACAUCCUCGGCCAGAGGUUCAUGGGCUCCAGUGUUGCAGACUGCUUGGAAUCUGCAGUCCCCCUGGCAGCGUACAGGUGGUUGGUGUGUUACCUGCUCCGAGAGAGUUACCAAAAAUUAACUCAAGAGAAAAGAUCAGGAAGCAAUGACUUUCAAGCAAGGAAUGACUGCCAGGUGUACCAUUGCCGGUCCCUGGCUCUGGCGUUCAUUGAGCUCACCGCGGUGCAGAGGUUCCACCAGCAUGUGCACCACCCCAGCGUGCCACCCUCGCUGCGGGCCGUGCUCGGGCGGCUCAGUGCCCUGUACGCCCUGUGGUCCCUCAGCCGGCACGCAGCCUUGCUCUACCGAGGUGGCUACUUCUCUGGGGAGCAAGCGGGUAAACUGCUGGAGAGCGCCAUCCUGGCCCUGUGUUCACAGCUGAAAGAUGAUGCAGUCACCCUGGUAGACGUGAUUGCUCCUCCGGACUUUGUCCUGGACUCCCCAAUUGGCAGAGCCGACGGUGAGCUCUAUAAAAACCUCUGGACCACUGUCCUGCAGGGCAGCAACGUGCUGGCCAGGCCAUCAUGGUGGCCGGAGUUCUCUGCCAACAAGCCUGCCGUGGGCCGCCUGAGGUCGAAGCUAUAGUUGCGGCCCGGAGGGCCUGCCAGGAGGGGUAACCACGUGCUGAGCUCAUCAGGAGUCAUAGUGAAUAGAAAACUUACAUCGUCAUGGCUUCCUGGUGGGCUAUGGGCUUUCUGAUAAUUCGAAUUUGCACAUUCUAUUUUCAGAUACAGAUACUGAACAUAAAGCAGACUGCUCAUAAUUAGGGAUUUUCUUGUCACAUGAUCUUUUGAAUUCUAGUUUGACUUUACCAUGUAAUUAUAACCUAUUAAUUUGCACCAUAGACUGUAUGAAUGACAUAGUUUAAGAUUUUUAAGGGGGAAAAAAAUUCAUUUUAUUACUUUCUUUUGUGGAACUAGAAGUUUCCAUUGAGGAAAUGUUUCCAGAGAAAAAAUGCAUAAUGAUUUGAAUGUCUGGACAAUUUAGCCUUCAACCUCCCAGCUGCACAUAAAUGACUUUAAGUGUAAUCAGUUUGUCCCUGAAGUAGGUAAAAUGCUCCGUGCUGUUUGUCCCCACUGAGCGCUUGUUCAGCAAACCCUUUCCUGCUUGUGGCGUAUUCCCACAGCGCUGGCCCGGUCUGUGGCUGCAAAUGCCACUGAGGACGUGGACAGGCAUCCACAUGAGGUGCCCGGGCUUCCGCCGUCGGGCCGAGGGCUUUGGUUCACUGGUUCUUCAUCCUCACUGUUGGUCUCUGUUUCAGGUUUGCCUUGGCUCCUAAUUAUGCUUCUUGACCUCUCAUCAACCCAGGAGGUCACAGGGCCUUUGUCAUUGGCUGUGGGGAGCCCCAGUGUCCUCCCCAUCUCUGUGGCCAUCUAUGCCCUCUGUCACCUUGGAUGCCCUUUGUCACUGUGCAACAGAUGUGACCCAGGUUCCCUUGGGUGGUGCUGCACCAAAGAGGACCAGCUCUUCCUCUUCAAAAGAGCCCAGAGAGCUUCUGAGUGCCUGGAGGGCAUGGUCAAGAAUCUGUUUUUGAAGACUGAAUUUCCAGCUCUGGAAGCUAGUUAACUUCUCAAGGCUCAGUUUUCAUGCCUAGAAAAGAGACAGGCCCCUUCCUCCCCCCCGCCCCCUGCCACAGUGCUCAGGGGGCAUCUGAGGGGCAAGUGGGGGUACAGCACACCGGCACCGGGCUUGGUGCUUUCUGUUCGUCAUCUCAUCCCCUCAGACACUUGUGCGAGGUGGCUUGUCAGCCCCGUUUCACAGGCAAUGAAACUGCCCCAGAAAGGCUAAAGAGCUGGCCAUGGGCAGCAGCCAGGAAGUGUCCUAGCUGGACCCGUGAGCCCCCAACGUCGAGGUCACAGGUAGUUGCCAGGGUCUUUUAUCACUUUAACUAGGAGCAGCCCCCACCUGAAUUCAGUAUCUCUCUAGUUCAGCAGCUUCCUUAGAUUUAAAUGAACUCUUCGUGUUUUUAAGGAUGUUUUGGCCAUUGUGCUCUGCUCUUCCUGCUUCUAGAGAGAACAGGAACAAAAGAAAAUGUUCCAGACCCUUGGCAGGUUAGGUGGGGCGGUCCUGAGUGCAAACCCAAUUAGUAGACCAGAGGUGCCUGCCAGUGCCAGAGGGAGGGGCGCAUGCCUCACGGAGGCCAAGGGGUCCCCAGGGCCCAGACCUCUGCCCCAAGUGGAUAGGCCCGAGUGGCCCUGCCAGUGGGAGUCAUGCAGAUUCUAUCAGGUGACCCCCGUAGGUCCCCCACAGGGCUGUCUGUGUGGACAGGGCUUCUUUACCUCCAUCCAUAGCUUUCUACACAAUGGGAAUUGGCUCCGGAGUCCUCUGAUGCUGGUUUCUUGGUGGUGUCCAGCCCUAGCUGGGGUCACAGCACGCUCUGCCCAUCACACCACUCAGAGCAGCCUCGGCCCGAGCCCAUGAGUGACUGAGCCUCAUCUGGGCAUCCCAGAGGGCUGUCUUGUUUUGCCUUUUUUAUCAUUUGGCACUUUGGCUUAUCAUCUAGUCUGUGAUCUGAUACUUCCUGUUCCCCCACCAGCAGGUCAUAGAAGUUGUCCAAUUUCAAGAGCAUGUUGCAUCUAGAGAAAUAAACACAUCUUCCUAUUGGCGUCAACAGGCCCAGCUUCUUUGACUCAGGAAUGAUUGGCGAUGUGUAGCUGCAGAGGUCCCUCUACUUUCACACCCACCUAUCAGAAAUGUCUUUGUUCCCGAAGUAUGGGGCUGGCAUGCUUUCCUGGCAGCAUGGGGCUGACACGCGUGCGAGUCAGCAUGAAAGCACAGCUGUGAGCCGCAGAGGGCCCGGGCCGCAUUCCAUGGCUGUGCAUGGCAGGGCACGCCCCCCACUCAUGGUCCUGCCCCAGGGGACUGUGGGGGCUUAGCCACCCGCAGCAGUGGAGUAGGUUAAGGUGUAGAGGCAACAUUGUAGAAACUACGUUUUAAGUAAAGACCAUUUUAACGAACAUUUGAAAACACUGCAGUAAGAACUUGAAUAAUUGGGGCUGGCCCGUGGCUCACUCGGAAGUGUGUGGUGCUGAUAACACUGGGGCCCCAGGUUCAGAUCCCACAUAGGGAUGGCCGGUUCACUCACUGGCUGAGCGUGGUGCUGACAACACCAAGUCGAGGGUUAAGAUCCCCUUACCAGUCAUCUUUAAAAAAAAAAAACUUGAAUAAUUGGAAUAAAAUUUUAAAAUUUAAUCUCAUUGCUUUCUAACACUUUCUGAUUGUAAAAGUGACGCAUGGUUGUCAGGUACUAUUUGGUAAUAUAGAAAAGAAGAAAACAAACACCGCUUACAGCCUCACCCUCAGAAGUAAGCAUUGUAUGUUGUAUUUAUUCACUUGUGGGCCACAGGAAAACAAUUAGAUUCACAGAAAUCCUUGGCUUAUGUCGGACUGGCUCCAUCCAGCCCUGGAGCCAGACCCCGACCAUGCUUGUCCCUGCCCCCGCCCCACCUGGAGGGCCUCUGUCCACUUGCCCCUGUGCAGAGUUUCAUCUCAUCCACCAGUACCGCGUCAGCCACACCGCUCCCAAGGCUUUCUUCCUCUGUGUAUAUGUGUGGGUGUGUGUGGUUUUUCCAUUAAAAAUGGGAUCACACUCUUCAAGGACAUUUUUUCCCACUUAAAGGCACGUUACAGCCAUUUCCCAUAUCAAGCAACAUGAAUGUACAAGAUCAACAAACCUGCUGAGAGGCAGAGAUGUAGAAGUUUCUGCUUUAACCCGCUCUGCAGUGGCCAUUUCUGCACAAGCAUCUGUGUGCCAGGUCAGCUCCUGGAUGGGCUUGCCGGGACAGACACUCUGCACGGUGGGACUUAGGGACAAUAUUGCCAGAGUGGGAGGUCGUGGAGCAGGCGAAGGGACAAGGGGCGGAUAAGAGUGCAGGGUCUGGGGCAGGCUCCUGCUGGAUCUGAUGGCACCAUUUACCGGAUGUGUUGUGACUUCCCUCAUUAUGAAGUAGGAAGGACAAGAAAAUCUCCCUCAUCCUGUGGUUGUCAGCAUUGAAAUGGGUGAAUUCAGGAGAGCACACACGUGGAGCCUGGCAGGUAGACGGCGCCUGGUGAGCCUGCUCCUCCUCAGCCGCUGUCCAGGGAGGCGGAGGCUUCGUGCCCUCUGCAAGGGUCUUCCCAGCAGCGGCUUUACGCGGCCUGUUACCCUCUGACAGGCAGAAGGAAAUCGGCAUCUCCCGUGUGGAAUCGCGGUUUUUCGCUCCCGCUGAGGACGGACGUGUCUUCCCACGUAUUCCAGUCUGUUUGUCCUGCUGUGACACUCACCUGUUCUUGUUCUUUGCCUGAUGGAGCAUCCAAUUUUUAUUUUUAAUUUUUUUUUAAAAGAUGACCGGUAAAGGGAUCUUAACCCUUGUUGCUGUCAGCACCACGCUCACCCAAUGAGCUAACUGGCCAUCCCUGUAUAGAGAUCCAAACCCACGGCCUUGGUGUUAUCAGCACCGCACUCCCCAGUGAGCCACCGCACUCCCCCAGUGAGGUCAGCUCAGCAUCCAGUUUUUAAAACAUCUCGUCAAUGUGUAAAAUAUCCUUACAUACUGAGAAUAGUAAACCUUUGACGUAUCCCUUGUAAAUUGUUUUUCCUCAUUUGUCGUUUGCCUUUUAAUUGUGUUAAAUUUUCUCUUUUUGACUUAACAUGGCUACAUUAAAAUUUUUAAAUUAGGAAAACAUAUCAAUUAAAAAACUGAGCAUCUUCUAUAUCCCAGCCUUUGAGGUCAUGUUCGGAAAGUCUUCUCCCAUACCAAGAUUAUUUACACUUGCAUUGAUUUUUCUUUGAGUACAUUUCAGUGUUUAAUUGAUUGGAAAUUUAUUUUGAGGUAUGGUGUGAGAUGGACAUUUCAAUGGUUAGGCCACUGAAGAAUGCACCAGCCUGAAAUGUGCUUGUAUCCAAUGCCAGAAUCAGUAUGUGCCUGGGUCUGUUUCUGCAUUUUUCCAUUUUAUUGUCUCUUCUCAUAUCAGCUUCUAUUGUUUUCAUCGUUGUGUUUCUCAUACUUUUAAUCCGUUGGCAGAAAUAAAGCCUCAUCUGUCUUUUUCAAAAAUUUCUUAGGUGUAUAAACUGGUAGUAUUUUAUCUAGUCUGGGCAUUCUCCCAUCCCAAAUGAAAGAAAAUUCUUUGGAAUUUGUUUGGAGAUUUUGUUUAACUUAUAGAAUAACAUCAGGAGAAUGUAUAUCUUUGU
This is a messenger RNA of Cynocephalus volans (Philippine flying lemur), 6827 nucleotides long. It is a transcript of the gene ACOX3, whose product is annotated as acyl-CoA oxidase 3, pristanoyl. Gene Ontology annotation, molecular function: FAD binding; fatty acid binding; pristanoyl-CoA oxidase activity. The record is from RefSeq and is a predicted model, not a curated record. Gene Ontology annotation, cellular component: peroxisome. Gene Ontology annotation, biological process: fatty acid beta-oxidation using acyl-CoA oxidase; lipid homeostasis. The transcript is spliced from 18 exons. The coding region runs from base 137 to 2242 and encodes 701 amino acids. Lineage: Eukaryota; Metazoa; Chordata; Mammalia; Dermoptera; Cynocephalidae.